CUUUGCAGAGGAAUGUUUAGACAGAGAAAAAUUUGGACGCGUGUGGCUGAAGGUGAGUUUCCUUACCAGGUGUCACUGCAGCUGGUCUUCUCAGGUAGCCGUGUACACAACUGUGGUGGCUCCAUCCUCACCAGCAAUGCUGUCCUCACGGCUGCACAUUGUGCUAUCGACUCUGGAUCCUUAGUUGCUGUGGCUGGAGAAUACGACUUGGCUAGCAAUGAUGGGAGCGAGCAGGAGAUACAAGUCGCAGACCAGAUCGUGCAUCCCGACUACACUGGAGACGUAGCUCCACACGAUAUUGCUGUCUUCACCCUGCAGUCCUCACUGUCUCUGGGCACAUACGUGCAGACCAUCAGUUUGCCCACUGCUGGUUCAAUCCCUGCAGAGUCUAUUUACGGAGAUCCGACGGAGACUGUCCUACAGACAGUUGAUGUCACAGUCAUCGGCUAUGAAACUUGCAGACAAAAUAUUGAUGACAUAUAUUCGGGCCCGAACCCACUUACAGAGACUAUGGUCUGCACGGGACCCAUCUAUGAUGGCAUCUCUGUCUGCUUUGGUGAUUCUGGAGGCCCCCUGGCGCAGAACGGUGAGCUCAUCGGUGUUGUGUCCUGGGGAAUGAUGCCGUGUGGUACUCAAGGUGCUCCAUCUGUCUUCACCAGAGUGUCUGCAUACCUGGACUUUAUCAAUCAAAAUAUAUGAAGGGCCACAGCUCAUCUCACAUGGCACAACAUACGUAAAUUUACUAAAUUAUGUCCACAGGCAGCACUUCAGCUCAAUUCUACAUUACUAUUGUGCUAACUGGACCUCAAUUUCAAACAUUGAUGAUAGUAAAAGUACCAUUCCAAAACCA
Molecule: messenger RNA, 850 nt
Organism: Schistocerca americana (American grasshopper)
Lineage: Eukaryota; Metazoa; Arthropoda; Insecta; Orthoptera; Acrididae
Product: trypsin-1-like
Exons: 7
Coding region: 13-699 (228 amino acids)
Biological process (GO): proteolysis
Molecular function (GO): serine-type endopeptidase activity
Source: RefSeq, a predicted model, not a curated record